AGUGCUGCUAUUUUGGCAGAAAGGGGACCCCAGGUGGUGAGAAUGGGAGGUCCGAGGAUGUAACUCCCAUCCUGUGAGAGAUCUGACCACACAGACGCACGCGCAGACACUGCAAACAUGUUGAGUCUGCUCGUUCUUUACAGCGAGGCGCUGACGCUCUGCUGGACCCUGCAACCGGCCCAGGACCCCACAGUAACCGAGUACUCACUCCCAUCAGCAGCAGCAGCAGCGCCUCAUGCUGCACCAUGCUUCGUGGAGGACAUCUUUGCAGCGUUGCGUGAGGGUGUGGGGGACAGCGGCGAACUGACAAACAGCAGUUUGGUUCUGUUUGGAUUCUGCUCGCAGUCUGCCCACUCGUCAGCCUCGGUCUCGUUAGACCUCGCUAACAAGAAGAGCAGCUUGGAGGUUCUGCACCCAGCUGCAGUACAUGUAUCAGAGGAAGAGGAGCAAGGAACAAUCACGCUGACCUUUGACCUCCCACGGUCUCCUUCGCUCAGGACGAACCCCGUGCUGCUCUUGGCCUUUGAAAGUCCACUGGCACGAGGAGACCUGGAAGUUGCUUUCACUAGUCGGUCUCUGCAGCCAAACACGCAGGCUGUGUGCAUUUCAGGAGACACGCAGUAUGUACUGCUGACAGGAAAAUCAUCAGAGGGGAGCGUUAAUGACAGGUGGCAGAUUACUGCUGAGACAACACCCCCUCAUAUGAAACAAAACCUAAAAAGCAUCUUGAUUGGUGAAAAAUCAGGAAGUAACAUCAGCAUGAGUCCACUUCUGUUUUUCUCCGGGGGAACGGGAACUGAUACGAGAUGUGCUUCGGGCUCGCCCCCGGCAUCUCUGCAAACCUCCUUCCUUUGUGAGAUGAAACGCUUCCUGGGUGGUGUUCUGCCUCAGGAACACUUCGCAUCCCCUCCACUUCCUCUGGACUCCUUACAGUCUCUGCCUCCCCUCUCGCUUGGCUUAUCCUCCAGCGAGACCCUGCUGGCAGUAAUGAUCAACUCCACAGCUCCCACAGUCUUUGGCUUCACGAGCUGGAGCUCUGUGUCGCCGGUGUGCCACGGAGAGCUGGCCCUGUCUGCUGCACUGUUAGAGGAGCUCAGACAGAAACUGGACCAGACUUUGGUGCAAAUGACAGAUCUAAUCAGAGAGGAAGAGGUUUCACCGGGAGCCAAGGAGAGCCUGGGGAGGCUCAAAGAACUGAGUGCGUUACAGAAGAAAGAACAUGCCACAGGAGGGAGUCAGUUCCGUGCGUUUCUUCUGCUGAAGGCUCUGCAGACGGUGGCCCAAACGUACGACGCGCAAAGAAAACUGCGGGCCACCAGAGCAGACCCCAGUUCGUCAGUGAGGGGCAGCGUCUGUGGGCUGAGGGCUCUCACCGUGUCCCUGACGAAGCUUCUUGUCGGCCCAAGCAGCGCAAACAUUAACAAUUGCCACGGCUCCUGCGCGUUCCCUCUGACCAACGGCAACAACCACGCCAUCCUGCUCAACUCCCACAUCGAGAGCGGCAACGCGGAUGAGCGUUCGCCCUGCUGCGUGCCCGUGGCCUACGAAGCCCUGGAGGUGGUGGACUGGAACGCAGAUGGGACCUUCAUCUCAAUCAAGCCAGAUGCGGUUGCGAGAGAGUGUGGAUGCCGCUAGAGCUGUUCUCUACAGCUACUUUACCCCAGCAUUUAUAACUUUCACACAACUGAUAGUUAUGUGCAUGUUUCAGUUAUGAAAUAUCAAUUACAAUACACCACAUGUACUUUUAAUUAAAUAUAACUACUUUUAUGCUUUAUUAAAGAUCACAAGUCUUAAGAUCACAAAGUUGAUGUGAAUGCUAUUCAUGUUAAGAUAUUUGAUAAUUAGUGAUGCUAAAAUGAAUCAGAUCUUGUCAUUUUGAAAAUAUUUUAAUUGGAAUAAUGUUUCUGAGUGUUAAACUGUUAAAAGGAUGAAAUAUAGCCUUCUCAAACUUGUGAUAAUUAAAUGCAAAGUGUAUUUAAAGUUCUGUAUUCGUAGCCAUACAGCUACAUAAGCUACAGUAUAUGUUUUAUGCUUUGAUUUUGGGUUUCAGGAUUGCUUUAUUAGCAACUGGCUUCUUCCUUCUUCUAAUCGCUCCGACUUCUUCAGAUCCCCACCACCGGGUGAAGCUGUCCCAUAUGGAGAUCUGGAGGCAGACAAUGGGAGACAAGACACGUGUGAUUCCAUAUCAACCAGCCCUAAAUACUGUGGAAAUCCUAUACUGUUGCAUAAUAAAAAUUCUCAUUUAUAAUAA
Molecule: messenger RNA, 2251 nt
Organism: Pundamilia nyererei
Lineage: Eukaryota; Metazoa; Chordata; Actinopteri; Cichliformes; Cichlidae
Gene: amh
Product: anti-Mullerian hormone
Exons: 7
Coding region: 118-1635 (505 amino acids)
Biological process (GO): gonad development
Molecular function (GO): growth factor activity
Source: RefSeq, a predicted model, not a curated record